GCGAGUGGACGCCAUGAACAACAGGACGGUGUCUUCAAAUAUGAAGAUUAAAAGGUUUUUCUCAUUAUAAUGCGCUCAGUCAUACUUUAACUAUCACCUCAUUUACACAUGAAAGUUCUUCAGAUAUAUUUCUUAAAUCGACGUUGAUUAUUUAUCUGAAAUCCCAAUUCAUCACAUACAAGUUAAAAUGAACGCGAGCUGUUUGUAUUUUCUACAGUCAGUGACUUGGACUAACUGUCGGCUCCUGGUUGAACUUGUGGACAGGGACCACCCAGAGGUUGCUUGACCACCUCCUUAUGUCCGAAGACUCGAGCAGUGAAGAAGAAUGGUGUGUGUCCACAAAAAGGCAGAUGUCUAAUGCACACCCAAAGACAAAGUGCUGGGAAUGUGGCAAACAAAUCAGCAACUUAACAAGCUUGAUCUCACACUAUCAAAGCCACAAUAUCAAAGCCACCUGCCACAUCUGCAAGGUUACUUUUCGCCGCCUGACGUCGCUCUCCACACACCUGGAUAAUGCGCACUCGCCACCCCUCUGCAAAAAGUGCCAUCAGUCUUUCAGUAACGUGUGGGAGCUGAACAAGCAUGCAGAGACACGUUGCACGGACUCAGCGUCAUUUCACGAAGCUUCAUCUUUGAUUCCUGGUGUCAAACGUAAGAAGCGUAACAGUGACAACUUUUUUAAUGAGGUGACUGUGCACCAAAACAAGAACUCAGUACUACGUGACUCAGCGUCAGAGUGGAGGCCUGAUCAAAGAGCUGAGAUGAAGCCCAAGAGACCUGAGACAUCUGACAACAGUGUGGAGUACAUAGUGGGUGAAGACGAUAAUGAUAUUGACAUGGAAAGUGAUCAUGAGAAAGCAGAUGAUUCAACAAGCUCUGACUCCGAUGAUGAGGACAGCAAGCGCAGUAAACGCACAGACCUGUGUCCGGGUGAUUUCGAAUCAGAUGGCGGCUCAAGCUCAACUGAUGAUUCCAGUGACUCUUCUAACAGCCCAAACUCUAAAACAACCCCUGCAUCUUCUCCAAACACUAAAAGUUCAGUAUGUACUGUGUGUGGUAGAGGGCCGUUUAGAUCAAUUAAGCUCCAUUUGCUGCACUGUAGUGGUGUAAGAGUAAAAUAUCAGUGUUUUCUGUGCAAGAAGCUCUUUGUAACUGAGACAGCACUUAAUGAACACCUCAUGCCUUUGUAUUCAUGUCACAUCUGCAGUCAAGUUUUCUCUCAUGAGAACUUGUACUUUGGCCACCAGUGUCCCAAGGGAAACAAAUCAUCUUUGGUCCUCUUUUGUUCCGAGUCGUUGCCAAAGGCAUGUAACAUAUGCAAAUCCUUUUUCUCUUCUGAGAAGGCUUUGUUAGACCACGUUACCAGAGUUCACACAUCAGUGGUCAGCACCAAGGUGCGCAUUAUUACUGAUCCAUCAGUGCUGGCUAAUAAAAAGGUCACAGGAGGUGUGCACAGGACAGAAGCGCAGUCAGCCAUAUGUAGUCCAAACAUAGCAAACCAGGCCAUUAAUGGAAAGCUCCACGCUGGGCAAGCCAAUGCAGGGUCCACUGUUGUGAAAUCUAGCCCUUCCUCUCUCUUGACCUCCUCCCAACCUGGCACUCAUCCUGUCUCGAUGCACACGGUGUCUGCUGCUGCACCUGACAAACCGAGGAACCAUAGUGCUGUAAAUAAGCCAACCAACCAGCCUUCCAGCUGUCUAUCUGCAACUUUAGUUAUCCCUCCUACUGCCACCGACACAACUCCAGACACUGCAGCUGCCUCUGACUCUGUUUCUCCUCCAUCGCCCACAAUUCUGGCAAUGUUCGAGAAUGACAGCCAGGAUGUGGCUUUAAUGAAACGUAUGAACACAGGCUGGCGCUCCAAGGCCCCUUACCCCUGCCGGCAGUGUGGUGCCAUCCUGCGGCAGCCCUCCCUCAUCAUCAGCCACCGCUACCUCCACCGAGGCCGCCGCUCGCACCGGUGCCAGUGCGGCCGAGCUUUUAAGCACCGGCUGCACCUCCUGCGACACUGCGUCCAGCAUGCGGAGGCCAUGAACUACAUCUGCGUCAGCUGCGGGGACACUUUCACAGGAGCUAAACUCUUAGCUCAGCACCUGAAGGGCAAAUCACUGAAAAAAUCCCGUUCUGGCCGAAUGUGGAAAAGUAAAGUUAAGACCAAGUGCAGAAUGCCGUUUACAUGUGACUGUGGACAACUUUUUUUCAGGCCUUCAGCUUACAUAUGGCAUCAACUUAAAAACAGGACAAAAAGUAAACAAUUGAAGAAGCCCGUGAAAUAACCAUGGAGCACUUGUCAAGUGUUUAAACAAAUGGGAGAUUUAACACAUGUCAUCAGGUUGUCACUGUUUUGUUUAAUUCAUGUUACCAAGAGACAAAAUCAAAGCAAAAACACAUUCAUUCUUAAUGGCUUUGGAUUCUAAGCAUGUCCUGGGUGGUUGUUUUCACCAUGUGCAAAUGAUACAUAGUAAACAGGGUUAGAGUAAGUUCCUUGUACGUUCUUUUGAGUACAAAUGAACCCACAGGGAACUGUUUUCAGUAUUGGAUUCAGUUAAAACACAUCAAAACUCCAGUUUAUCCUCCAGAGAAAAAGUAAGUCCAGUUUUGCAAUUGUUUCGUCACAAAGUGCAUUUUUAUCAGUGAAGUUUACACGGAAGUCGGAGUCCUCCUGUUUUCUGCUUUUAGUUUAGCCAAUGCAGACUUUGUGCUCCUUUGAGACACCGAAGAGGUCUUGAUAUUCAGGUUGAAAAUAGCAUAGGACUUUUUUAAUGGUUGUUAUAUAAUCAUCAUUAUUUUAACUUUAAUAGCCCCACAUAAUUUGUUUCCCAAACUCUUGUCCACUAGAUGGAGCAGUCGGGUUGCCGAAUGAUGAGCUAACGAAGCAACUUGAGCUCAGGUUUAAUUGUUCUCAGAGCAGGUGUAAACUGCGGGAUGCUUUUCCUACAUCAGAUGAUUACAACCCAAAAUGUACACGUUAUUCUAGGAGCUGUAGUUGAAAGCCAAGAUAAUCCCACGGACUUAACAAUUUGAAAUAAAGUUUCCUCUCCACAA
Molecule: messenger RNA, 3045 nt
Organism: Stegastes partitus (bicolor damselfish)
Lineage: Eukaryota; Metazoa; Chordata; Actinopteri; Pomacentridae
Product: zinc finger protein 44
Exons: 2
Coding region: 297-2276 (659 amino acids)
Source: RefSeq, a predicted model, not a curated record